Molecule: messenger RNA, 484 nt
Organism: Hydatigera taeniaeformis
Lineage: Eukaryota; Metazoa; Platyhelminthes; Cestoda; Cyclophyllidea; Taeniidae
Source: the annotation of a GenBank genome assembly
CUAGAAAUCUCAAACCGAAGAUGAGCGGGGAACGAAAGGUAGCGCCUCUAAAGCAGAUGAAGAUGAAGAUGAGGAUGAGGAAGACGACGAAGAUGACGAUUUGAUGCGUCUGGUGCGUCGUCAACGAGAGGCUUACACAGCAAGAGUUGCUGCAGGACGUCCAAGCAUUCGUCGUGGCCUCAAUUCGACCGGCUGCGGUGCCACCAUCGCCACAUCCGCUACGAACUCUUCGGCUUUGGCGACACCGAUUGCUACUGCUGCUUUGUCAAAGAAUGAACGCCUCUAUAGAAGCCUGAUUCGCAAAUACAUUGGCAAGGCUGCACGUCAGAGAGCAAACAUUAGGAGAGAUAAGAUACUUAUGGCUAGAAAAGCUGCUAGAGACUGUGCAAAGGCUGUGCGGCAGCGUCAGGCUCAGAAGACGUCGAAGGACUUUGCCUGUAAGUUUUCAUCGAGCUCUCAUAUGUCUUCGCCGUCAAUAGCUUAA